Molecule: messenger RNA, 2782 nt
Organism: Oryzias latipes (Japanese medaka)
Lineage: Eukaryota; Metazoa; Chordata; Actinopteri; Beloniformes; Adrianichthyidae
Biological process (GO): protein deubiquitination
Cellular component (GO): cytosol; nucleus
Molecular function (GO): cysteine-type deubiquitinase activity
Source: RefSeq, a predicted model, not a curated record
UUUAGCAGAAAAUAACAUUGCGUUUGUGACUUAACACUGAAGUCUGGCAUUUCCGACAGACCUUGAAUGCAACAUCACCUCUGCACACAAAAGGAAAGCAAGUUCAGAACCAUUUUCUCUUCUCGAGAAAGGCGAUGCAUCUCUGCGAUCCUGCUGACCGUCCGUCACAGAAAAGCUGAGACCAGGUGAGAGGAAAAAGAGUCAAACACUGACGCAACAUGAGUUUUUAUAAUUCUACAGAAAUUCAGUGGACGUUUAACAAUCAAGAAAGUUAUAUGUUUGGAUUAAUAAACCAGGGAUCAACAUGUUACCUGAACAGUGUUCUGCAGGUUCUGUUCAGGACCAGAGGUUUCAGGGAUGCUGUGAACAGAGACAAUACCCAUGGCACUGCUUUUAUAGAUCCUGUACUCAAAGCCUUGUUUCAGGAUUUAAACAGACAAACAGCAGAAACGGUGCAGGUUACCAACAAGCUGGGCAUUGACAGAGUGAAUCAGCAACGUGAUGCAGCGGAGUACUUUGAGAAGAUCUUAACUCUCUGCAGUGAGGAGGCAUCCCAGGUCUUCCAGGGAAAAAUGACAAACAGGACAGUUUGCACAGAGUGUAAUGAUAGAAUUGAUGAAGAAACUGAAUUCUGGAGUCUUCCUCUUGCACUGGUGAAAUCUCAUGGGAAAUAUUACAGCGUGGUGGAUGGUAUCCAGGAGUUUUUUAAGGAGUCCUGUCUGGAUGAAGACAACCAGCUGUACUGUGAGGACUGUGGCCACAAAUGUGAUGCUUUGUCUAAAUCCUUAAUCACAUGUCAUCCAGUGGUGUUGGUGUUGCUGCUGAAGAGGUUUGAGUUCAACUACAAUUACAUGUCAUAUGUCAAAAAUGACCAAUUUGUGGAUGUUCCUCACACCAUAAACAUACCAGAGAAUCAGAUCUAUGAAAUCUAUGCCUUUGUGGAGCACUUUGGGAGCCUGAAAAGUGGACAUUAUACUGCAACAAUCAGAUGUCAGGAUGGAAAAGAAGACAGAUGGUUUUGCUUUAAUGACUCCUGCGUCACUCUAAUGAAACACCAACCUUUCCAGGAACAUGAGACUUUAAAAUCCCAGAGUGCUUAUCUUCUGUUUUACAAACGGAAAACUCAUGCCGGAGGUGGAGGUUUCCCCGACAACAGAGACGUGUCCAAAAGCAGAGGAGUCCUGCAUGACGUCAAUAGGAACCCAGCUCAUUGUCAAAAUGUGGAAAACAAACAGGAUGAGGAAGAUGAGUUAAAAAGAGAUGAAGAAGUAAGAACGGACACCUGUUCAGAUGCAAGACCUAGAAGGUCAGAAUCAGGCCUCAGUAUUGAAGCAGGUCAAAACACAGGAGUAUUUUUCCAUCAGAGCAGACCAUCACUUGAUUACCAAGAUAAUCAACAUGUAAAAAUGGAGGGCGAGGACAGGAAGUCCCACAACACGGCAGCAAGUGACCAGGAAGGUGAAAGCUUUGAUGAAAAUAUGAGAAAGAAAAGAAAAGUAGAUGUUAAACCUGUGAAACAUGUGACAGAUGAAAAUGUAGAGGGGAUUAAAGAAGCAACAGAAAAACCCGACACUGGUAUGCCUGCAUCAGGAAACCUACAGCAGGUCCAAAGACAUUCUCCAGCCAAACAUGGAGGAGACAAACCUGAAAGAGAGUCAUCUAAACAGAACCAAGGGGAAAAGGUGGAAACCACACAUAAAAUGCACAGAAGUCAUGAUAAUACUCCAGCCUUCUGGAGUGUUAAGAGGGGAGAGGAUCAAAAGGCAUCAGGGAAAAGGAGUUCAUCUAAAACAAAAGAUUUUGAAAAAAAUCAGAGCAAGAGAGGACAAGAAGAGAAACCAAAACCAACAAAUGAUGCCAGUGGAAAAAGAUCUGCUAAAAAGCAGAAAACUGAAGGGAGUGAUGAACAAAAUGAGAUAAUAGAGAGUUCUCUUCAUCCACACACAAAACCAGAAACACUGAGCCAAGAAAAAGUCCAGCAAAAACCAAAAACUACAAAAUCUAAAAGAUUCUGGAAAUUACGGAAAAUCUCAUGGAAAAAGUCAAAGAAACCCAAAGACAGUGAAGAUAGUGAAAGAGUAGAAGAGGAAAGUGAGACCGGCAAUAGAAUGAGUUCAAAUGGCGUGGAGAAUAACACUGCAGCACAUUCUACUAAAAAGACAAAACAACAGGAGAGAAUCCCUGAUUCUGAAAAUGAGAUGAAAACUCGAGGAGAAACAUCUAAGACAAAAAAACGAAAGAAAACAAUUUCGUGUUUCAGUUUUUAACGUAGGAAGGAAAAUUAGAUUUCAAAAAGUAAUUGAAACUAAUAUUCGCUUUUGACAGUUGCAAAUAUUACUCACAAUAGACACUAAUGAAUUUUAAAAUUUUAAUAUGAUACCAAAUGUAUGGAUAGUAAUAACUGAAAAUUAAAUAUUAGUAAUUGAAGUAAAAUAAAGCAAACCAAUAAGCCUCUAAAGUGUUUUCUCAGCAACACUCAGGUAAAAGUGGCACAAAAAUUCAGUCUUGAUCUAAUAAUUUUUUGGUGGAUGCAGUGAUGGUUAAAUGCCAACUUGUUUACGUUUUAAAUAUGCCUUCUUUAAAUGAAAAUAACUUUGCAAACAUGGGAGGAUUAAUCACUUUAAGAGUAAAUUUAUUUUAAAAUACUGAUUGAUUUUUUUCAUUUGUAGAUAUACACACAAUGAAAUAUUUUGAGAACGGGAAAUCAAACAUUUCUGUUGUAAAUGAAUGUUAUUGGAGAUAAGAUUGUGUGAAUAAAAUAAAAUAAAAUAAAAAACUGGAA